AUGGCUAGCAAAGGAGGAGCGUACGGCUCUCGCGCCAAUGACACCGACUUCCGCAAGAAAUGGGACAAGGAGGAGUACACGGAGAAGGCCCGCCAGCGAGACCAGGAGGAGAAGGAGCGUAUGCAGGAGAAUGAGGAGCGGCUCAAGCAGGGCAAGAAACCGCGCAAGGGCAAGCGGGACGACCUGCCCAGGCCUACCGAGCUCAUGAAGCGUCGGGAGGGCUCGCUCGAGCUGGAGAAGAACCUGAAUAAGACCAUGGUCGUGCAGAAUGCCGGCACGCGUGGCCCGGGAGUUCCUGGCUUCUACUGUGAGGCAUGCAAUCGUACAUACAAGGACAGCACAGGCUACCUGGACCAUCUCAAUGGUCGUGCACAUUUGCGCGCUCUGGGUCAGACAACACGCAUUGAACGGUCGACAGUCGAGCAAGUCCGCGCGCGUAUUGCCUACUUGCGGGAGAAGACCAAGGAGGCGUCGUCCGCGAAGUCCUUUGACUUCGAAAAGAGAUUGACUGAGGUUCGCGAACGCGAAGCCGCCCUACGAGCAGAGAAGAAAGCGGCCAAGAAGGCGCUGCGGGAGAGAGCACGCGUGGAACUUGUCAAGGAUGCGACCGGCGACGAAAGCGGGAUGAUGCAAAUGAUGGGCUUCAGCGGGUUCGGCACGUCCAAGAAAUGA
This is a messenger RNA of Fomitopsis serialis, 672 nucleotides long. RefSeq lists its product as uncharacterized. The record is from RefSeq and is a predicted model, not a curated record. Gene Ontology annotation, biological process: mRNA splicing, via spliceosome. Gene Ontology annotation, molecular function: nucleic acid binding; zinc ion binding. The coding region runs from base 1 to 672 and encodes 223 amino acids. Gene Ontology annotation, cellular component: spliceosomal complex; U4/U6 x U5 tri-snRNP complex. NCBI's taxonomy places the organism in Eukaryota, Fungi, Basidiomycota, Agaricomycetes, Polyporales, Fomitopsidaceae. The transcript is spliced from 3 exons.